AUGGGGUGUGACAUCUGUUGCAUUACCUUUCGUACUCACCGGGGCUUACUGCGCCAUAAUGCAGUUAUCCACAAGCAGCUUCCCAGAGAUCCCAUGGGAAAGCCUUUCAUUCAGAACAACCCUUCAAUUCCAGCAGGCUUCCACGACUUGGGAUUCACGGACUUCUCCUGUAGGAAGUUCCCCCGCAUUUCUCAGGUCUGGUGUGAAACAAAUUUGCGAAGGUGCAUCAGUGAUUUCCAUCGAUUUAUUUGCGAGAUGUGUAACAAGGCAUUCCCCAUGCUUUCUGCACUCAAACUGCACACAGAAACUCACGUGGUGGAUCAGGGAAAAGACAAGCACAAGCCACAGUCCAUGACCCCACCUGGUGAGAACCCAGACCAGAAAGCCUUCAUGGCAUCCUUGGGCCUACAAUACACCAAAGACAUCAAGCCUGUCAAGCAGGAGGACAAUACACAAGAUGAGGUCCAAGAAAUGCGGCUCAGAGCACUGAAGAGUAACCUACCUCAGGAACCCGGCAGCACCAGUCUGCUCAGCCUCUCUCCUCUGGAAGCUGCCUCCAUGGGAGGGUCAUUUUCAGUCCUUCCCCCUACAAAAGAAAACAUAAAGCUUCUCUCACUGCAACCUUUCCAGAAGGGUUUUAUUAUCCAGCCUGACAGCAGUAUUGUGGUGAAACCCAUCUCCAACGAGUCUGCCAUUGAGCUGGCAGACAUUCAGCAGAUCUUGAAGAUGGCUUCUUCUGCUCCUCCUCAAAUCAGUCUUCCUCCACUUUCUAAGGCACCUUCUGUCCCCGUGCAGUCGAUUUUCAAGCAUAUGCCACCACUAAAGCCAAAGCCUUUGGUAACGCCCCGAACAGUUGUCGCAACCUCUACACCUCCUCCUCUUAUCAGUGCCCAGCAAGCCUCCCCUGGCUGCAUUAGCCCAAGUCUCCCACCUCCCCCUCUGAGGCUGAUCAAGAACUCUGUGGAGUCUGCCUCCAACUCUCAUCUCCCCCAGCCAGGAGCCAAAUCAAGUCCUUCUUCGCAGUUGCUCCUCCAACCCAAAGUAGAGCCUUUAACUCAGCAUGAGAUGAAGACACAGCUGGAGCAGGACAGCAUCAUUGAAGCUCUCCUGCCUCUAAGUAUGGAAGCCAAGAUCAAGCAAGAAGUCACAGAAGGGGACCUCAAAGCCAUCAUCGCAGGGGCAGCGAACAAGAAGACCCCGACCAUGAGGAAGGUGUUGUACCCCUGCCGCUUCUGUGACCAGGUGUUUGCCUUCUCUGGUGUCCUGAGGGCUCACAUCCGUUCUCACUUAGGUAUUUCCCCGUAUCAGUGCAACAUCUGUGACUACAUCGCGGCAGACAAGGCGGCGCUGAUCCGGCACCUGCGGACGCACAGCGGGGAGAGGCCUUACAUCUGUAAAAUCUGCCACUACCCGUUCACAGUGAAAGCCAAUUGUGAGAGGCACCUGCGAAAGAAGCACCUCAAAACCACCAGGAAGGAUAUCGAGAAGAACAUUGAGUAUGUCACCAGCAAUGCUGCAGAGAUGGUGGAUGCCUUCUGCUCCCCGGACACGGUGUGCAAGCUGUGUGGAGAGGACCUGAAGCACUACCGGGCCCUGCGCAUUCACAUGCGGACGCACAGCGGCUGCCAGAAGAAGAAGCCAUUCGAGUGCAAGGAGUGUGGCACGGCCUUUUCGGCCAAGAGGAAUUGCAUUCACCACAUCCUCAAGCAGCACUUGCAUGUGCAGGAAAAGGAGAUUGAGAAUUACAUCUUAAUGGUGGACUGCAGUGCCCAGGAAAGCCAGACAGACCCUUCUUUGUUGGACGACAGCACUUACAUGGACCACAAGCCCAUGACGCCUUUCCUGGAGCCACAAAAUGGCUUCUUACUGGGAACAUCACCUCACGUUUCCAUCAAACGUGAACCUGUGGGCAACUUUCCCAUGGAUUUUGAUGAGCCAUUGGAUUUCUCUCAGAAGAGCAAAAGCCUGAGUGCUGUGCAGGUGAAGCAGGAGAACCUCUUUGGUUCAUCUCUGUCCCUUUAUGACUGUUCCAUGGAGCCUAUCGACCUGUCCAUCCCCAAAAUCCUGAAGAAGGAUAAAGAUGAUGUCCCCUGCGAAGUCCGGAAUCAAGAGCUGGCUGCUUCUGGGAACAGUGAUUUAGCCUAUAACUGUCUGCAGUGUCCUUUGGUUUUUGGUGCCAAUGGGAACUCAGAAACAAACCGGGGUGUCAGACACCCCCAGCCACUGAAAGGUUCGUUGCAUUUGACUGUCCCGAUCAUUUCCCCGGCUCUCGCUGGCAAUUCUGCCUUGCUGAGACCCCUGAGGCCUAAACCACCACCACCACCUCUCUUGCCAAAGCCUUCAGUAACUAAAGAGCUGCCACCAUUGGCUUCCAUUGCACAGAUCAUUUCAUCUGUGUCUUCUGCUCCCACUUUGCUGAAAACAGAGGCUGCAGACGCCAGUCCCAAGGCAGUGAGCAGCUCCACUGGGUGUGACAAAUCAGGGAAUGCCAAAGCUAAAGUGACAAUCGUGACCACCGUUCAGAGAGACUCCAGCCUGCCCAGUGACCUGUCUCAGGCUUGUGAUCCAGAGCAGUCCCCCGUUGCUGAUGCUGGGUUGACUAAGAAAAGAGGUAGAAAGAAAGGAACGAAAAAUAAGCCUAAACUUAGCAGUAGUGUGGAUCUGGAGUCUAGUGGGGAAUUUGCCAGCAUAGAGAAGAUGUUGGCUACCACAGACACUAACAAAUUUAGCCCAUUUCUGCAGUCCACUGACAAUUUCAAGGAAGAAAGUGGCAGAAAUGGAGCAAGUGAGGAUGAGAAGGAAACUGCCAAGGAUAAGCUGCUGAGAGGGAAGAGGAAUGCUUACUCAGACUGCCUGCAAAAUAUCCCCUGUCCUUACUGUCCUCAAGUCUUUCCAUGGGCACAUGCCCUGCAGCGGCACAUGCUCACUCACACAGAGAGCCAGGUGGAUGCAGAGACACUAGCUGCAGGAAACAAAGUCCUGAACCUGAGCUACGGCGAGAAGGGGCAGUCAGAGGAAAUGACAGAGCUACCAGAGAGUGAGUGCGGCCCCAAGGAGGAGCAGAAGGCUGACUCCCUUCUGGCAGAAGAGGAUGCUGAAGAAAAAGUGGAUGGAUAUGAAGAGGGCCCUGAGGAAGAUUCUGUAAGUAACAAAAGUCUUGACCUCAAUUUUGCCAGCAAAUUAAUGGACUUCAAGCUGGCAGAGAGUGACCAGAGUGCAGGCAGCAGUUCUCAGACUGAAAGGAAACAUGCCUGUGACAUUUGUGGCAAAACCUUCAAGUUUGCUGGCACUCUUAGCCGUCACAAAAAGGCCCACAUUCGUGAGGACAGAAAGGAUGAAAGGAGCAGUGAGGAUGAAAGCAAAAGCAUUCAGGAUGGUGCAGGAGCUCCCUCGAUGCAGGACUCUGCUCUUGAGCAGGAAGAGUCUCCGUUGGACUUGAAGGUAGUGGAGUCUCCUGUGGACUUUGAGGCAACAGGAAAGGAGAAUGAAGAGAGCGAAAGCAUCUCUGAGGGGGAAGGCACAGAGAGAAAGUCCACUGAGAAGAGCAGUGAUGACAAACCAAAGACUGAUGGGGCUAAGAGUACUGCAAAAGCAGACAAAAGAAAGAAAGUCUGUACUGUGUGCAACAAGCGUUUCUGGUCUCUGCAAGAUCUGACGCGACAUAUGCGGUCUCAUACAGGCGAGAGACCUUACAAGUGUCAAACCUGCGAACGGACCUUCACUCUGAAGCACAGCCUGGUCCGUCACCAGCGCAUCCACCAGAAAGUCAGAAAUGCCCGGAACCACGGGAAGGAGAGCGACAGGGAGGAGACGCAGUCGAGGUGCGGAGAAGACAGCGAGAACGAGUCCAGCCACAGCGGCGCCAACCCCAUCUCCGAGAGCGAGUGCGACUCGGGCGGCGCGGGCAGCCGGAGCGAGCCCCUGGCCGCAGCGGGCACCGACCGCCCCUGCGCAGAGGAGAGCGGCACCCGCCUCGCCGAGCCCAGCAAGAAGCACACGGCGAAGGAGCAGGAACCGCGGGGCAGCUCCGAGCACGAGAGGCCCUCGGGUUUCAUCCAGGACCUGCUGGAGAUGCGCAACGCGCCCUCUCCCAUGAAUCACAUCCUGGCCUCUGCGGACAGCGCGCCGCAGCUCUUGGGGGUGGAGUGACUUGCUGGGAGGUUGGACCCGUCUCAGCAGGCAAACUGGAGCCAGCAGAGCGAGGUUUCUGGAGUCUGGUUUUGGAAGAGCGACCUUACAGCUACGGGGAGAGUAUGGCAGACUGGACGUGGUGCCAUAUGCCUUUCAGUAUAAUAAUGCAAGAGACUACAGUAUAUACUGAUUUGAGUGCCUUACUACUUUAUUAGAUCUUUUGGUAUUAUAGAUUUUUUCAAAAAUGAUUUUAAUAUUUUAAAGAAUUAUUUGGAGAGGACCCUUUUUCAUUUAAGCAUUAAUGUUACCUUUUGUACCGGUGUGCGUGAGCUUGUUCUUGUAUAUCUGUGAUAGUCGCUGUGUUUGUUCUCUGAGCUGGAAAUGGGGCAGUGGGGUGGGAGGCCCUUGGAUACCAUAGCCAAUAACUGGAAGAAAAAUGAUGUGAAUUUCAUAUGAAAUAGUCAGAGGAGAUGCAGAGGAGACAUUGAUUUAUUUUUUUUUUUUCCUCAGUAGAUAUUCUUGCAUUUGCCACAUGGUGGAGCAUUAAGCCUGUUCCAGGCCUGAACAACGUGGCAGUUGAAGGUGUUCAAAGUGGUUCAAGCCAAGAGCAGGAAACACAAAUUAAUUUCAACCUCAUGCUUGUUUCCACUUUUCAGCAUUAGAAGUGGUCUUCUGAAUCCUAGGGGUUUUUUCUGGCCAUCACGGACUGAGCAUGUAUACAGAGAAGAGUUACAUAGCAACGUAACCUAUGGAAAUUAUGCACCCGCUGUUACAUAUGUUUGAUUUGCUUCAGUAUAUUAUUAUUAUUAUUAUUAUUUUAUUAUUAUUUUAUAAAUCCAUCAGUUCGCUUGUCUCUGCAGUCAGCAGAAGCCAAUGGGCAAUAUUUGCCCACGGAGAUGCGUAGCGCAGCUUGGAUCCCGUCUCGGAGUGUUCUUGACCCAUUGCUUUCACCAGCUCCUCCUCCUCCUGUUGUUGCAGCUCUUCUACUGUACUUUACAUGAGCCCCUUCCUCCGCCCCGAGCGUCCCGCGGAGGCCAGCGAGGUGCUGUCCCCUGUCCCCGCGUGGGGCCACAUCUC
Molecule: messenger RNA, 5208 nt
Organism: Oenanthe melanoleuca
Lineage: Eukaryota; Metazoa; Chordata; Aves; Passeriformes; Muscicapidae
Product: ras-responsive element-binding protein 1
Exons: 5
Coding region: 1-4149 (1382 amino acids)
Biological process (GO): regulation of transcription by RNA polymerase II
Cellular component (GO): nucleus
Molecular function (GO): RNA polymerase II cis-regulatory region sequence-specific DNA binding; DNA-binding transcription activator activity, RNA polymerase II-specific
Source: RefSeq, a predicted model, not a curated record